Molecule: messenger RNA, 1158 nt
Organism: Acanthosepion pharaonis
Lineage: Eukaryota; Metazoa; Mollusca; Cephalopoda; Sepiida; Sepiidae
Source: the annotation of a GenBank genome assembly
AUGUUAUUUUUUUUAAAUCAAAUAGUGACGAGCGAUGAAAAGGGAACACAUUGCUGCCUAUAUAUCAUUCUGCUCUCAUCCAUAUCUAUCUAUCUAUCUAUCUAUCUAUCUAUCUAUCUACAGGUUCACAUCUAUCUAUCUAUCUAUCUAUCUAUCUAUCUAUCUAUCUAUCUAUUGUAUUCUAUUCCGAUCUAUCUAUCUAUCUAUCUAUCUAUCUAUCUAUCUAUCUAUCUAUCUAUCUAUCUAUCGAUGGUAUUCUAUUCCGAUCUAUCUAUCUAUCUAUCUAUCUAUCUAUCUAUCUAUCUAUCUAUCUAUCUAUUGUAUUCUGUUCCGAUCUAUCUAUCUAUCUAUCUAUCUAUCUAUCUAUCUAUCUAUCUAUCUAUCUCUUGUAUUCUGUUCCGAUCUAUCUAUCUAUCUAUCUAUCUAUCUAUCUAUCUCCUCGCUUCAUAUCUAUCUAUCUAUCUAUCUAUCUAUCUAUCUAUCUAUCUAUCUAUCUAUCUGAAUCUCUUCCUUUCAAUCUAUCUAUCAUCUAUCUAUCUAUCUAUCUAUCUAUCUAUCUAUCUAUCUAUCUAUCUAUCUGUUAUCUAUCGUAUUAUGUAUCUAUCUAUCUAUCUAUCUAUCUAUCUAUCUAUCUAUCUAUCUAUCUAUCUAUCUUUAUACUCCCUUGCGCGAAAAUACGAUGUCCAAAACGUCUGUCGCCAAAAUGUACCAAUUCUUCUGAGAAUUCUUCGCUCAGAAGUUUGGCGCGUUCCGAGCUUCUUAACUCCAUUCCUCUCGCUAUAUUUAUCUUUGCACUGUACUGAAAUUUUCUUAAUUAUUUAUUUUCUUUCUUUUUCUUUCUUUCGUUCUAUCUAUCUUAAUCCGUAUUUUCUUUUUUAUUUCUUUCUUUGUCUUUUCUAUCUAUCUAUCUAUCAAAAUUUUCUAUCUACAUCAAUAUUUUCUUUCUUUCUUUCUUUCUUUCUUUCUUUCUUUUUUAUUUAUAUCUUUGUAUUUUCUAUCUAUCUAUCUAUCUAUCUAUCUAUCUAUCUAUCUAUCGUAAUUAAAAUUUUCUAUCUAAAUCAGUAUUUUCUUUAUUUCUUAAUCUGUAUUUUCUUUUUUAUUUCUUUCUUUGUCUUUUCUUUUUAUCUAUCUAUCUAUCUAUCUAUCUAUCUAUCUUAA